Molecule: messenger RNA, 1067 nt
Organism: Cornus florida
Lineage: Eukaryota; Viridiplantae; Streptophyta; Magnoliopsida; Cornales; Cornaceae
Product: cyclin-U2-2-like
Exons: 2
Coding region: 300-962 (220 amino acids)
Biological process (GO): regulation of cyclin-dependent protein serine/threonine kinase activity
Molecular function (GO): protein kinase binding
Source: RefSeq, a predicted model, not a curated record
AAAGAAAAAAAAAAACUAGCUGGCUUGUCUGUAGACUCUGUACUUUGCCUUUGGAUUGAGGAGGCAAAAAUCUUAUAAUUUGAUAUUAUCCCUCCUUCCACUAACCUUCCAAAUGCCCUAAUUUACUUGCUUUAUUCACUAAUCACAACUCUACUAAAGACUCAUCUCCCCCUUUAUAAAUUCCUCCCUCAACCUCCUCCUUCCAAUGUAAAACCCCCCAUUUCUCUCUCUCUCUCUAUAUAUAUAUAUUUCUCUCUCUCUCUCUAGCUUAAUUAUACAUUAAAUUUCAACAAAUUAGAAUGGCCUUGUCUACAAUCUCAAUAUCUCCAAACAAGCUGAGAGAUGAUUUAUAUUGUUACUCAUACCAAGAAGACUCACACACCCCAUUAGUGAUCUCUGUUCUUGCUUCUCUGAUUGAGAGAACACUGGCCAGGAACGAGAGGAUUGCCAAAAACUGCAAAUGGGCAUUGUCAACAAAUGCCAAAGCUCGUGUUUUUGAUUGCCAUGAGACACCGGACAUGACCAUUCAGUCAUACCUAGAGAGGAUUUUCCGGUAUACUCGCGCCGGUCCGUCGGUGUAUGUGGUUGCCUAUGUGUAUAUUGAUCGGUUUUGCCAGAUUCAUCCCCAGUUUCGGAUCAAUGCUCGCAAUGUACAUAGGCUUCUCAUCACCACUAUUAUGGUCGCUUCUAAGUAUGUUGAAGACAUGAAUUACAGGAAUUCAUACUUUGCAAGAGUUGGGGGAUUAACGACGAACGAAAUGAACAAGUUGGAGCUUGAAUUUGUGUUCAUGAUGAGUUUCAAAUUGCACGUGAAUGUGAGUGUGUUUGAGAGCUAUUGUUGUCAUUUGGAGAGGGAAGUGAGUAUUGGAGGAGGUUACCAAAUAGAGAGGACACUGCGAUGCGCUGAAGAAAUCAAAUCCAAACAAAAUAGUUACAAUCAGACAACUCGUGUGAUGUUGUAAAUUGAUUUGUAGAGGAAAUUUUCUACACAUCAUAUUUUUUGAUUGCAAUGGUGGUGAGAUAAUACUAUGUACAGAGUGACAUUAAUGUAUUUUGGUUUAUGUGAA